Messenger RNA from Vicia faba (fava bean), 576 nucleotides. NCBI's taxonomy places the organism in Eukaryota, Viridiplantae, Streptophyta, Magnoliopsida, Fabales, Fabaceae. The record is from the annotation of a GenBank genome assembly.
AUGGCGGGUGGUAACAAUCAGGUUACUGAAGAUUAUUCAGUUGCAUUUGGGGAUGUGAUUUAUGUCAAGCUUCCUCGCAGUGGUUUGUGGUGGCCUUCACAGGUUGUUAAUGAUGAAGCUGUUGUUUCGAGUUUGAAGCCUAGAAGUUGUCGCAAGGGGGAGGUUCUUGUUCGGGUUUACGGAAGCCAUUUGUUCUUGAAUGUGGAUCCGGUUAAAUCUUGUUCUGAGUUUGAGACGAUUCUCAAGGAUAAUAAUGGGGAUCUCCAAAAAAUACUCCGCGGAGGUCUUGAAAAGAGCCUUCCUAGCUCAAAGAAAUCAGCAUCGAAGGCUAAAGCCGGGACUCCAAGUAAGAAGGCUAGUAGUAGCAAGAAACAGUCAAACACGAAAGGCGAGGAGCAGACCAAAGCCAAGCGCCAAAAACAAAAUGAGUCAAAGGACGAUGAUCUGGGCAGCCCAAGUUGUGAAACAGCCACCAGAAAGCUCCAAGAGUUGAGUUCCCGAAGGAUUAGAGUGAUGCAAAGCCUUGGUCUCAGUGCUCCCACUGGUUCACCAUUCAUCAAAGUUAGGGGUAAUUGA